AUGAACGCACAUGUGGAUCCGGCCAACUAUCUGACAAAACUAUCUUAUUUUCUUGAUAAGAAAGCCCUGAAGAAGAACAAGAAAGUUCUUGGCGAUGAGACUUCAACCGAAGUCUUAAAGCAUAUCGAAAUAUCAUUGAGAACUAACAGUGUGGAUUGGGUCAUUCAGUUCUUAAAUUUACCGAAUAAUGGACUACAAGUGCUUGUUGAAUACAUGAACCAGUUACUUUUGGAAGCAUCAUCGCAAACAUGCGUAGAAGCUCCGACUGGUACAGGUGUUGAUAGCACUGACCAUGUCAUUCCUUCAGAUCAUCAAGUGAACUUAGGUCACUCCAUCGGUGGACGAACUACCAAAGUGAGCAAAAAUGUCGGUGAACUUGAAGAUGACGUCCAUGUUUGUAUCAUGUGCCUUAGAGCCAUAAUGAACAACAAGCGCGGCUUCGAACUGGUGUUUGCAGAUUCGAGAGCGAUUUAUUGCAUUGUACGAAGUAUUCUUCAUCAAAGCCUCAGGACGAAAACGUUAGUAAUGCAAAUGCUUUCAUCGAUUUGUAUGGUUCAGGGGGGUCAGGAAUUGGUCAGUGAUGCUUUCGAUCAGUUUAGACUGUUCUUAUCAUCUGCCAUCCAAUUUCUGGAUAUUUUCUCAUCCGUGGAAGAUCUCAACCAACGAGUUUAUCUACAGUAUGAAAUGCAUCAACUUGGUUUGGACAGCUAUAUUGAUGAGAUGGCUGAUUGUAAAUCAGAUGAACUACAAGCGAGAAUGACAGCUUAUGUGAAUGGCGAAAUGGACGUGGCUGCUCUGGUAGAAGACUCGCACCAUAAAGCACGUUUGCUGGAAGAGUGCGAUCAGCUGAAAAGUCGUCUGUCACAGGCGAACGAAAGAGUUCAAGAAGUGGAGGCGAAGUGGAUUACAGAUAAAGCGGCUUUGGAUCGAAGGUUACUUGAUUUGGUCCGGGAACGUGAUCGAAUGCAGAAAGAACACGAAGCGCAGGAAGGAACGUGGAAGAAAACAAUAAGUGAGAAAGAUCGUCAAGCUCGAGAAAAACAAGCCAGACUUGAACAAAGGAUACAAGAACUGGAAGCGAUACAGAAAACCAUGCAAGAAAAAACCGGAAAGGCGAAAAACGACCCACAAUAUACUGACGUGACAUGGUUUAUUCAAUACUUUUUAGCCGGAUUACAAGUACAGCAACAGGCCAAGUCUCCCCCUACUCCUCCUCCUCCGGCUCCAGGUCCUCAUCGAGAGAAUGGACCUCCGGCCACAGAUCCUCAUCGAGAGAAUGGUCCUCCAGCCACAGAUCCUCAUCGAAAGAAUGGGGUAUCGACUACAAUAGCAGCCCCAUCUGCUGCAGGUUUGCUCGCUCCGGUUACUGCAGUGCCGCCGGCUCCACCACCACCACCACCUAGUUUAUCCAAAUCUGGUGGAGCACCGCCAGCUCCUCCACCUCCACCAGCUGGAUUUACUAAAGUUUCUAGUGGACCACCACCUCCACCACCUCCUGGUUUAAUGACUGGCAGUUUACCUGUCGCUAGUACUAUAAGAAAAACAUAUCAGACAAGGAACAAACUGCCUCAACUUAACUGGACCGCUAUGAAACCAAACCAAGCGAAGAACACCGUGUUUGAAGAUCUCAACGAUGAGAAGAUUAUCGAUAAAUUGGACUUCACUAAACUUGAAGAGAUGUUCAAAUUGACGCCGGCUUCUGGAGGUGUUAUGACGGAGAACGGAAAUCGGCUUGAAGUCAGUUCAACGGCUGGCAGCACUAAUCAGAUUAGCCCGGGAUCGACCGCUAGCGGAACAACGAAGAAAAACACGCUGCUUGACCAUAAGAGGUUACAGAACGUUGCAAUUACUCGCCGUAAAUUGGCUCUGGAACCACGUGCCAUUAUGACGGCUGUGCAUCAAAUGGAUCUUGUCACACUACCGGCUGAUAAGGUGGACAUUCUGUCGCGAAUCUUGCCCAGUGAAGAAGAGAGGAAGAUGUACGCUGAGCGAGGUUGUGAAGAAGCUCUCAGUGAUGAGGAUCGAUUCAUGGCGGCUUUAUGCGAAAUUGAACGUCUAGAACAUAAACUGAGUGUGAUGCGUGUCAUGGCGGAUUUCGAUGAAAGCGUUGCAUUGCUGGAACCGCAAUUCACGCACGUCACCGCUGCGUCGAAGUGUGCCCGUGAAGCGACAUUGUUUCAUCGUGUGCUUGAAGUGAUACUUGCAUUCGGUAACUAUAUGAACAGUGGUCGAAAAGGAAGCGCUUACGGGUUCCGAUUAUCCAGUCUGGAUUCGCUUGCCAUUCUAAAAUCACCGACUGAUCGAGCGGUGACGCUUUUGCACAUGGUUGUAGAGUCAAUUGAACGCUCGUUCCCCGAAUUGAUGAAAUUCGCCGAACAACUGAAAUUCGUCGAUAAAGCAUCUGGCGUACAGUGGGAUAGUGUGAUGUCCGAUAUGAAAGAACUAGAAUCGGGUUUUGAAAUGGCACGAAAAGAACGUUCACUGAAGGGAGAGAACAGCCCGAGGCCGCUCGUUGAGUUCCUGGACAAUCAUGAUGAGAGGAUGAAGCAUUUACAAGAGCAUGCGAAACUCGCUACGAAAACCUACGAGGCUUGCAUUGAGUUUUAUGGUGAGUCGGCACGUACAACACCUCCCAAUGAUUUCUUCUCAAAACUAAGCAAGUUCAUUGUGAAUUUCAAUCGCUGUAAGCAGGAGAACGAUGCACGUGAAGCAUUUGAAAAGCGCCAACGCGACGAAGCCGAACGGCGAUCGCGUGUGGCGACGAAGACGCAGCUGCACGACGGGAUGAUGCGGGAACUCGCGGAGCGGGUCGGAAACGGAAGCGCCGAGAAGCGGCAACGCGGAAAAAUCGACAGUCAACAGAUGGGACAUGGCGACUUUGAAAAAUUGAUGAGUGGCCUCAAACAAACCUAUGCGGUGUCAUCGACACCUAGUGUGCCGACGCCGUCACGAAGGAAAGUGGGCUCGAGUCCGUCACCGGCCUCUCGAGUAGGCCCACCAGUUGCGGCGAAGACACGAGUGGUGGCCGUUGAACGAGACCGGAACUGA
This is a messenger RNA of Angiostrongylus costaricensis, 3048 nucleotides long. The record is from the annotation of a GenBank genome assembly. NCBI's taxonomy places the organism in Eukaryota, Metazoa, Nematoda, Chromadorea, Rhabditida, Metastrongylidae.